AUGGCAGCGGUUCUCUCGGGACUUGAUAAAAGCAAACUCUUCAAUGCUUUAUCGAGUCAAAUCCCGAUUUUCUCCUAUGAUCGGGAUGCUGGGAAAACAUUCGAUGAGUGGUACACACGCUACGAAGAUGUUGUCUCUGCACAAGGACAAGAUCUGGACGAAGCUUCACGAGCAAGGCUGAUCAUCACCAAAUUGGAUGCAGCCACGUACAACCGUUUCACAAGCUCCAUCUCACCACGUAAGCCAAGUGAUCUCUCUUUUGAGGAAACCAUCAACGUCCUCAAAACGCGAUUCAACGCGCAGGCAUCACGGUUCCGCCGGCGCUACGAGUUCAGUAACACCGAAUUUCGAGGCAGCACUCAAGACGACAUUGAGGAUUACCUCGAUGAACUCAAUGUGAAGUUUGAUCGCGCGGAGAUCCAGAAUGCUACAAGAGAUGAGCACAUUUGCAUCGCAUUCAUCUCAGGAUUGCGAAGAGACGGACACCAACAUCUCCGAAUGAGGGCGCUACAGGUAUUGGAGAGCAACCCGAAUACCACACCUCGUCAGCUCAUGAACGAACUGAAGCAGAUGAUGGAAGUCCGGGAGGACGAAAAGUUAAAAAAAAAGAAACCUCGUGAAAUUGGGGAGAAACAUUAA
Caenorhabditis bovis is the source of this 639-nucleotide messenger RNA. Lineage: Eukaryota; Metazoa; Nematoda; Chromadorea; Rhabditida; Rhabditidae. The record is from the annotation of a GenBank genome assembly.